AUGAUAUCCACCAAGGCCAAGAUCAAGAAGGAGCCAACACCCUUGGAGGAGUUGGAAGACAUCAAUUGUCCCCAAGCGAGACGACCGCCAGAUCCUGUGUCGCGGAGGCCGCCGUUCCUGGGCAAGGUCAGUCCGCGCCCUGGCCAUAUGAUUCCCGGGUCUCCCAUCCACCGCAUCGCGGUGGCAGACAAGAUGGCGUGGACAACACUGCAGGUGAUCUCCAAGGUGGUGGUGUAUCGGGACAGUCUGUGUGGUGCCACACUCGGUCUAGCGGACGAUCAAAUUGCCCAGUAA
Aspergillus tanneri is the source of this 294-nucleotide messenger RNA. RefSeq lists its product as uncharacterized. NCBI's taxonomy places the organism in Eukaryota, Fungi, Ascomycota, Eurotiomycetes, Eurotiales, Aspergillaceae. The transcript is spliced from 2 exons. Bases 1 to 294 code for a protein of 97 amino acids. The record is from RefSeq and is a predicted model, not a curated record.